Molecule: messenger RNA, 1588 nt
Organism: Hyposmocoma kahamanoa
Lineage: Eukaryota; Metazoa; Arthropoda; Insecta; Lepidoptera; Cosmopterigidae
Product: protein obstructor-E-like
Exons: 7
Coding region: 274-1401 (375 amino acids)
Cellular component (GO): extracellular region
Molecular function (GO): chitin binding
Source: RefSeq, a predicted model, not a curated record
GCUCCAGCCCUGAAACCUCUUGAGGUUGAUGACCCGCUACGGCCACAAAACGAUUCUGCACCCAUUGGGUCGACAAAUGUCCGGAAACCAAAUCCCGAACUACAGCCUCAGCCAACACGUGCUUUCGGAGAUCAUGAUCAAUUGCUUUCAUACAAAUAUCCGAUCUACUUCAAGAAUCCUUACUUGAAAGACUAUGUUUGCGCUGAUGAGUACAAUUACUAUCGUGUUAUUAACCAAUGCGAUCAUUUUAUUGAAUGCAAAAAACGUGAGGCGAUGGAAUUUAUUUGCCCAGAUGGUCUGUAUUUCAAUCCUGAAGCAAAAUGGCAAGAAUACCCGUGCGCAGACCCUGCAACUGUGGUGUGCAAAAUUGAAACUACGACAACACCGUCUCCGCCUAUCGAUGUGCCACAACCGUUGCCUCAUUACAAAUGCCCCGAUGAGAAUAAUUAUUAUGCUAUUGAAGAUCUAUGCAAAAGUUUCAUAGAAUGUAAGCAAUUUUCAGCAAUGAAAUUUUCAUGUCCUGAUAAUCUGCUUUUCGAUCCUGAGGUGAAGUGGCCUAAAUAUCCUUGCAAUGAUGCUUCAGAAGUGAGAUGUGGACCGCAACCCACCCAGAGACCCACUCUACUACCACCAAGGCCAACUCCUCCCCCAAAACCCAUUAUAGAUCCAUUCCCAUACACAACCGCCUCAACUCCAUAUGUUCCACACUCAACAUCUAAUACAGCAGGAACUACCCCAUUCCUUCCGACGCCAAAACCAGUUAAACCAACUCCACCCUUAGUACCGGAAGUGGUGCCUGUGAUUGUUCCUAAUUAUAUCUGUGCUGAAGAGAAUAGGUACUAUACUAUCAAUCGUGAUUGUGGAUCUUACAUCGAGUGUAAGAAAUACGUCGCGUAUGGUUGGAAGUGUCCUGAUGGUCUCCACUUUAACAUUGAUGCAAGAUAUCCAGACUACCCUUGCGCUUCUCCGUCAGUAGCAAAAUGCGGUAAACUUCCAGAAAAAGUAGACCCCGCCCAUGGAUGUCCACUCAGUGAUGGCUACUUCGGUUUACAAGAUGGUGACUGCAGUAGAUACUUAAUGUGCAAGAAAGGGCAAUCGCAAAUUAUGCAUUGCCCCGAUGGCCUGGUAUUCAACGACAAACUGAGCAGCUGCGAUUGGCUUGAAAAUGUUCCUUCUUGUAAUCCUACCGUCUUCCAAGGUUUCUCUUGCCCAGUACCGGAAUUGAACGAGCAUGGGCAACUAGACGAUACGAUCACUAAAUACAGAUACGGGACAAGAUGCAAGGAGUACAUAGCCUGCCAACGAGGUUACCCCAGACUGCUCAGCUGUGAUGCUGGACUUUCAUUCGAUAACGAAUCCAAAGCCUGCACUGACUCUAGACAUGUAACCAACUGUGAAUAAAUUUAUUUACAGACAGAAAAGUAUGCAGUUAGAAAUAGGUAGUAAUUUUAUUUUUCCUUUAAUUUCUUCAAGAAUCAUGACGUUGGUUAUAAGUGUCAAAUAAUUCUUUGGUUAACAUAGAAGAUCUAUCUCCUACCUAUACCUAUGUAGACUGUAUUAUUUUUUAUUUUAUUCAAUAAAAAUUAAC